Molecule: messenger RNA, 1549 nt
Organism: Bursaphelenchus okinawaensis
Lineage: Eukaryota; Metazoa; Nematoda; Chromadorea; Rhabditida; Aphelenchoididae
Source: the annotation of a GenBank genome assembly
AUGGGUAGGAAGGCUUUAGCAAUAUUUCGUCUACUAUCGUACUUACAAUCAUUUUUAACUACAAUUUGUUUAUGAAUUACAUAGUAUAAACACUACUUUCUUCAGACGAUAUUGAAGUAGAAUCCUCAAACAAUCCUCGUCUAAGAUCCUUUGCCAACUGGGCCCAAGAUAGUUGGAAUGGCAAGGAUACAUUUGAAGUCGACUUGUACACAAUUGAUGAUAAUCUACUAAUAGGCAAUCUUACACUCGGAUCUCCACCCACAACUGUCCGUGUAACUUUUGAUACAACUACCUUCACCACUUGGGUAACAGGGUAUCAUUGUGUUUACAAUAAUGGAGUAACGUGCUUUGCCCAGAUGCACAAGUACGACCCUACCUUGUCCUAUACAGCAAGGUACUUGAAUAGAACAAUGGAGCUAGAUUACGGAGAUGCUACGGCCAAAGGGGAAUAUGUCCAAGAGCUGAUGGUGGUAUGUUUUUAGUUGCGAUGGAAAGCUGGGUUACUUUUGAAUAUUAUCUUAUAAUUAUAGAAAACUGGAUUAGGUGGUACUGUUUUCGUAUCACCAUUUAUGUUAUAAAACAGUAAAUAACAUUUAUUUAACAGUUAAUAUUAUUUUAGUUUGGCAACGAAAUGUCAUCGUCGUUUCCCAUGUUUUGUAAUAUUGGUGUCGCCAACCGGUUGGACACAUUUUUCAGAGUAGGUUUAAUUUAUCUGUUUUACAUAUUUAGUCUCAUACUAAUAUUAUGAAAAUAUGUUCCUAACUUAAUAUGUUGGUCAUCCACAACACUUUAACUUACAAUAAUUAAUCUUAGGACGUGUUAGCAGAUGGUGUUGUUGGCUUGGCCCUGCCAUUUAACAAUCAAACCGGCUUCAUUCAGUUUUUGCCAUGCUCAGAUAUUCAGACAACCGGUGUUUACAGUAUGGUUGAACUCAGUACUAAACACGCCAAUUGAUAUUGUAGCAGGUACCAUAACUUUUGGAAGAAUCGAUAAGAGACAUUGUACUAAAGUGUUCGGCGUGGCUAAAGUUGGAGGACAACCAUUGUGGGGAGUGAAAGUAUGUUUACAGUGAAUGUAUUAAAAUAUAAAUAGUCAAUUAUUUUUAAGGUCAAUUUGCAUUAAUCAAUUAGAUUUGUGUUAUAAAAGAAAAUGUUUAUAAUAACAUUCAAUAUAGAUCAGAAACGUCACCUUAAACGGCUACUUCAUUCAAAGAAACAUAAAUGCCAUAUUAGACAUGAGUAGUUCCCACAUUUUUGCGCCUUCUGAAGCCAUGGUGAAGAUCAGAAAAGUGUUAAAAACAAAUGAUACUCAAAGAAUACCGUGCAAAACGUACUUGAAGAUGAUAUUGCACGUUAAUCACACUGAGUUAGUAAUGAAGAACGGCAAUCUAAUGUCAGUAGAAGACAAGAAGAAAUACUGUUCUUUAGACGUGAGAGAAAGUGUGUACGAUCAAGACGUCUGGAUUCUGGGAGCUGUGUUUUUCAGAAGAUUCUGCGUGGUUCACAACUACUUGAGUCAUUUGGUUGGGUUUGCAGAUCACUUGGAAUAG